Messenger RNA from Papilio machaon (common yellow swallowtail), 2189 nucleotides. RefSeq names its product phenoloxidase subunit 1. Bases 100 to 2157 code for a protein of 685 amino acids. Gene Ontology annotation, molecular function: oxidoreductase activity. The record is from RefSeq and is a predicted model, not a curated record. The transcript has 13 exons. NCBI's taxonomy places the organism in Eukaryota, Metazoa, Arthropoda, Insecta, Lepidoptera, Papilionidae.
CUAUAAAUACCUUCGUUAAACAAAAACAGGCGCAGUUUAAUCGUGAAUUGUCUUGAGAAACUACUUUUGGCAUUUUUAUUGGUUUAAAUUGUCGAAAUCAUGACUAACUCGAAAAAUGACUUACUUCUUUUCUUCGAUCGACCGCGGGAGCCAUGUUUUCUACAGAAGGGGGAAAAUACGAUCUUCCAAUUGCCAGAGGAAUAUUACCCGGAGAAAUAUAAAAAACUUUCUGGCAUUAUAUCUAAUAGAUUCGGCAAAGGAAUUAAACGCGAGAUUCCUGUCCGUAAAAUCGCUUUGCCCAAUUUAGAAAUGCCCAUGGAGUUACCCUAUAACUCUCAGUUCUCAUUGUUCAUACCUAGACAUCGGCAGAUAGCGGGGAAACUGAUAGACAUUUUUAUCAAUAUGCGCAAUAUAGAAGAACUAAUAUCUAUAUGCUCCUAUUGCCAACUACGCAUCAACCCCUAUAUGUUCAACUACUGCCUCACUGUUGCUUUGUUGCACAGGCCUGAUACAAAAGGUUUGAGCAUCCCGACGUUGACACAGACAUUCCCCGAUAAGUUCGUCGACCCCAAGGUGUUCAACCGUAUGCGAACUGAUGCCAGUAUUAACGCGACUGGGCCAAGGAUGCCGGUUGUGAUUCCACGAAACUUUACAGCAUCUGAUGCAGAGCCGGAGCAGCGCUUGGCUUACUUCCGUGAAGACAUCGGCAUCAACCUACACCACUGGCACUGGCAUCUCGUCUACCCAGCUGAAUCUGCCAAUCGCGAAAUUGUUGCAAAGGACAGACGCGGGGAGUUACUCUACUACAUGCACCAACAGAUUAUUGCAAGAUACAACAUUGAACGUUUCUGCAACGAUCUACCUCGCGUCGUACCUUUUGGCGCCAAUUUAAGAGAGACUAUCAAAGAGGCAUACUUCCCCAAGCUCAACUCUGUAGUUUCUAGCCGCACAUGGCAACCAAGGUUCGAGAACUCAGUUAUGCAGGAUAUAGACAGACCCAUUGAAAGAAUCAAAUUAGAACUGUCAGAAAUGGAAAGAUGGAGAGAUCGCAUCCUUCAAGCCAUCGAUAGCAACUCCAUUCUUUUGCCAAAUGGGACACAAAUGCCACUUGACGAAGAGAAGGGCAUUGAUAUACUUGGUGAUUUGAUGGAGGCGUCAAUUCUUACUCCCAACCGCGCCUUCUACGGCGACUUCCACAACAUGGGGCACACUGUGAUGUCAUACAUUCAUGAUCCAGAUCAUCGUUACUUGGAACUAUUCGGUGUGAUGGGUGACCCAUCUACCACAAUGCGCGACCCGCUGUUCUACCGCUGGCACGGCUUUGUUGAUGACGUCUUCGUCUUGUAUAAAAACAAGCUGCCUCCUUACGCCAACGAUAAGCUGGACUUUCCGGGUAUUCGCGUGUCUUCUUUAUCAGUUGAAGGCAAGGCUGGUAAGAAUACAUUCGCAACCCAGUGGGAGCAGAGUACGGUGGAGCUGGGACGCGGCAUGGACUUUUUCCCACGUGGGAGUGUACUGGCGACUUUCACUCAUCUACAACACGAUGAAUUCGACUACGUAAUUGAAGUGGACAAUUCAUCUGGUAAAAAGGCUAUGGGAACCGUGCGCAUUUUCUUAGCGCCAAUUACUGAUGACAAAGGAAAUAAACUGGCGUUCAACGAUCAGAGGAAACUCAUGAUUGAAUUGGACAAAUUCUCUCAAGACUUGGCUCCUGGAAAGAAUACAAUUCGUCGUGCAAGCAUAGAGUCAUCAGUGACUAUACCAUACGAACGAACAUUCAUGGAUCAGACUAAAAGACCUGGAGAUCCUGGCACCAAACAGGCAGCGGAGUUCGACUUCUGCGGCUGCGGUUGGCCCCACCAUAUGCUGCUGCCGAAGGGAACACAGCAGGGAUACCCUAUGAUACUGUUUGUUAUGGUGUCCAACUGGGCUGAUGAUGCUGUUAUACAAGAUCUGGUUGGUACCUGCAAAGACGCGGCAUCGUACUGCGGCAUCCGAGACCGCAAGUACCCAGACAAGCGCGCUAUGGGCUUCCCCUUCGACAGGCCUGUGCCUGCAGGAGUGCAGACUGUCAAGGACUUCUUGAGGCCCAACAUGGCGGUUACUGAUUGCAAGAUACGCUUCACUGACACAGUCAGAGUCAGAGGAGCGAAAUAAAUUCUAUGUUUUUAUUAAACGUACAUAAUAAA